Molecule: messenger RNA, 495 nt
Organism: Exserohilum turcica Et28A
Lineage: Eukaryota; Fungi; Ascomycota; Dothideomycetes; Pleosporales; Pleosporaceae
Exons: 3
Coding region: 1-495 (164 amino acids)
Source: RefSeq, a predicted model, not a curated record
AUGCGCUUUACGAUCAUUGCGUCUGCGCUGCUUGCGCCUCUCGCCGUGCUGGCUGCCCCUAUGGAAGCGCAAGCCGGGUCGAACAUGCUCGUGGAGCGCCAGUCUACACCUCCCAAGCCUGCACCAUGCGUGCCCAACCCCAAGACGACCGUCGAGCAGACCAAGCAACGUGCCCAGGCAUUUGCCCAAGCCUUUAUUUACCACCCCAACAUCACCGAGGCCUUUACCUACAUCAAUUCCGGCUACAUUAACCACAACCCCUCGGUUAAGAACGGAUUCGAUAAUGCAUGGGACGUGCUUGCGCCUAUUGGGAACCAGCAGAAAAUCACGCCGCUCAAGACCGCGUUCCAGAGUCCGCAGUCCUGGCUCAACUACAAGAGCGAUUUUGGCGAGGUCGUCGACCGAUACCGAUGGGAGGAUGGCUGCAUUGCCGAGCACUGGGACCAGGGCGAGACAUUCCCGACAAACAUCAAGAACAGCGGUAAAAGUACGUAA